GACUGUGUGUGCGCCGCGAGUGGCGGCUUGGCCCAGCCGGCAGGCGCGGUUACGGCGCUAGCCCAGCCCUCGGCCCCUCUUCGCGGCCACUACCUCCGCCUCUUCCUACCUUGCCCGAGAUGGAUCUGCCCAUGGGCCCCGGCGCGGCGGGGCCCAGCAACGUCCCGGCCUUCCUAACCAAGCUGUGGACCCUCGUGAGCGACCCGGACACCGACGCGCUCAUAUGCUGGAGCCCGAGCGGGAAUAGCUUCCACGUGUUUGACCAGGGCCAGUUUGCCAAGGAGGUGCUGCCCAAGUACUUCAAGCACAACAACAUGGCUAGCUUCGUGCGGCAGCUCAACAUGUACGGUUUCCGGAAAGUGGUCCACAUUGAGCAAGGUGGCCUGGUCAAGCCAGAGAGGGAUGAUACCGAGUUCCAACAUCCAUGUUUCCUGCGUGGCCAGGAGCAGCUCCUCGAGAACAUCAAGAGGAAAGUGACCAGUGUAUCCACCCUGAAGAGUGAGGACAUAAAGAUCCGCCAGGAUAGUGUCACCAAGCUGCUGACAGAUGUACAGCUGAUGAAAGGGAAGCAAGAGUGCAUGGACUCCAAGCUCCUGGCAAUGAAGCAUGAGAAUGAGGCCCUAUGGCGAGAGGUGGCCAGCUUGCGGCAGAAGCAUGCCCAACAGCAGAAAGUCGUCAACAAGCUCAUUCAGUUCCUGAUCUCGCUGGUGCAGUCAAACCGGAUCCUGGGGGUGAAGAGAAAGAUCCCCCUGAUGUUGAAUGACAGCAGUUCAGCACAUUCCAUGCCCAAGUAUGGCCGGCAGUACUCUCUGGAGCAUGUCCAUGGCUCGGGCCCCUUCUCGGCUCCAUCCCCGGCCUACAGCAGCUCCAGCCUCUACCCCCCAGACGCCGUCGCCAGCUCUGGACCUAUCAUCUCUGACAUCACUGAGCUCACUCCUGUCAGCCCCUUGGCCUCCCCCGGCGGCAACAUAGACGAGAGGCCCCUGUCUAGCAGCCCACUGGUGCGUGUCAAAGAGGAGCCUGCCAGCCCGCCUCGGAGUCCCCAGGUGAAGGAGGCGAGUCCUAUGCACCCACCGUCCGUGGAUACCCCUUUGUCCCCAACCUCACUCAUCGACUCCAUCCUGAGGGAGAGCGAGCCUGCCCCUGCCUCAGCCACAACCCUCACGGACACCAGGGGCCACCCCCCAUCACCUCCACCCACCUCUACCCCUGAGAAGUGCCUCAGCGUAGCCUGCCUGGACAAUUUGGCUCGCACUCCACAGAUGUCUGGGGUCACCCGCCUCUUCCCCUGCCCCUCUUCCUCUCUGCUUGGCCGAGUCCAGCCAGGGAAUGAGCUCAGUGACCAUUUGGAUGCCAUGGACUCCAACCUGGACAACCUGCAGACCAUGCUGACCAGUCACGGCUUCAGCGUGGAUACCAGUGCCCUGCUGGAUCUGUUCAGCCCUUCAGUGACUGUACCUGAAAUGAACCUGCCUGACCUUGACAGCAGUCUGGCCAGCAUCCAGGAGCUCCUAUCUCCCCAGGAGUCCCCCAGGCCUCUUGAGGCAGAGAACAGCAGUCCGGACUCAGGGAAGCAGCUGGUACACUACACAGCACAGCCCCUGUUCCUGCUGGACCCCGGCUCCAUGGACACCGGGAGCGGCGACCUGCCGGUGCUCUUUGAGCUGGGAGAGGGCUCCUACUUCUCCGAAGGGGAUGACUACACAGACGAUCCCACCAUCUCCCUGCUGACAGGCUCAGAACCUCCCAAAGCCAAGGACCCCACUGUUUCCUAGAGGCCCGGGAGGAGCCGGCUGGCAGUGGCCUGCCCACCAUGUAUUCCCCUAUGCAGAACUAGUCUUGGAGAAAUGGGGCGGGCAGGUGGUCCCAGGCACCAUGGGUCAGCCACCACAGCCCCAGUGUGGACAAACAAAGGGGCUCAGGGCUGGGCAGUGCGGUGCCUCUCAUCAGGAGUGAGGGUCCCGUGGCCUGCUGACCUGCUGCCUUCAUCCAGCUCUGUGUCCCCUGGCUUGGUUAAAGCUUCACAGCCACACCUGGACUGACCCUGCAGGUUGUUCAUAGUAAGAAUUGUAUUUUGGAUUUUUACACGAGAGUCCCCUUUCCUUUCCACAGAGAUAUACAGAUAUAUACACAAGUGGAUGGACGGACGGACGAGACAGGCAGAAAUCUAUAAACAGAAAGGCUCUACACUGUG
Molecule: messenger RNA, 2194 nt
Organism: Carlito syrichta (Philippine tarsier)
Lineage: Eukaryota; Metazoa; Chordata; Mammalia; Primates; Tarsiidae
Gene: HSF1
Product: heat shock transcription factor 1
Exons: 14
Coding region: 120-1775 (551 amino acids)
Biological process (GO): regulation of DNA-templated transcription
Molecular function (GO): DNA-binding transcription factor activity; sequence-specific DNA binding
Source: RefSeq, a predicted model, not a curated record